CGUCGCGACUCGCUCGAAGCGCUGCGAGCCAAGAUGGGUCAAUCAGGCAGUCAGCUGCUCCACGAGAUGGAAGCUUCUUCCAAUUUCUCUGCGAGCGAGAUACAGCGGCUCAAGCGACGCUUCAUGAAGCUCGACAAGGACGGCUCCGGCUCAAUCGACCGCGAAGAGUUCCUGCAGAUCCCGCAGAUCGCGAAUAACCCGUUAGCAUCUCGCAUGAUUGCCAUCUUUGACGAAGAUGGAGGAGGAACGGUCGAUUUCCAAGAAUUCGUCGGCGGACUCAGCGCCUUUAGCAAUCGAGGCGACAGGUCAGAAAAGCUGAAAUUUGCGUUCAAAGUGUACGAUAUGGACCGCGACGGCUUCAUCUCCAACGGCGAGCUCUUCCUCGUCCUCAAGAUGAUGGUCGGCAACAAUCUCAAGGACCAACAUCUGCAACAGAUUGUCGACAAGACGAUACUCGAAGCUGACCUAGACGGGGAUGGCAAGAUCUCCUUUGACGAAUUCCAGAAGAUGGUCGCCAAUACGGACAUUGCGAAGCAGAUGACACUCGACGAGCACUGGUAG
Messenger RNA from Mixia osmundae IAM 14324, 561 nucleotides. RefSeq lists its product as uncharacterized. The transcript is spliced from 8 exons. The record is from RefSeq and is a predicted model, not a curated record. The coding region runs from base 34 to 561 and encodes 175 amino acids. Gene Ontology annotation, molecular function: calcium-dependent protein serine/threonine phosphatase regulator activity; calcium ion binding. Lineage: Eukaryota; Fungi; Basidiomycota; Mixiomycetes; Mixiales; Mixiaceae.